AUGCAACAACCACUUUACGAAGUUGCUUUAAAGCAUUUCAACAUUUUGAACUAUUUGGCUUUGAAGUGUUUUCUUUUAUCUGGGUUCAAGUCUAAACGAAAUGCAAAUAAGUAUGAAAAAGACAGAAUCGAACAAACGAUCAAAAACACAGGGAUUACAUUAACAAACAAAGCUGAAAAAAUCCAGCAAUUAAAUGCCGAUUUGAGAAAUAUAUCAACCGAACUAUUUGUUGAACAUGUUCAACCAAAUAUGGAAUAUUUCAGUGAGCACAACGAAUCAUUAAUUUGUGGGAAUUUAACACAACGCGUGAGUACUAACAUCUCUGAUAUUCCAAAUGUGGUAAACGAGAACUUACUUAUACCGUUGUGUAAUCAUCAAGAACAUCAACAAACAACCCCAACCACAUCUACACAAACAUUUGGUAGGUUUACAUCACAAGGCGAAACGACAGUAAUAUCGGCAUUUGCAAAAAGUAUAGCACCAACCGAGUCCAGAUUUAAUGCAGAACAACAAGAUACGUGUGUAAUUGUCGACCAAAAUGAGCCAAAACAAAACUGUGAAAGGUCUAUUACAAUUGGCCAGUCGUUGGCACAUUUUGACUUUGAAAUACAACAAAACCCAUUCGAAAAUAGUAUAGAAAAAAGUUUAGAUCAAAGUGAUGGAGAACAAGAGGCGAGUGAAUAUGAAGACAGUGAGUUCAGUGAAACAAACGAAGAAAAAGACCCCAACGUGCAUAAAAUAAUGUCGAACGCAGAAACAAUUAUGUCCACAAUUAAAUGUUCAUUAGAACACCAUUCCAAUUCAAUUGGAAUUCAUGAGUCUACCACCACUUGUAUGGUAAACGAGAAAGAGAACUGGGAAGAUGAUGAUGAUAGUGAAGACGACACUAAAAUUAGUUCCAAACUUCAGUUUAAAAACGAAAAAAGUGAUUUGGAACAAAUGUCCAUUUUAAUGGAAAUUUUGGAAAAUACAAAUAAUAAAGGAAAUGACACAAUCGAAAUAAUAUAUAAACAAAUCGAUAGUGCAGUAAUAAAACGAGCGGGUUCGAAUCAUCAAACGCAAGUAGUUGAGAGGAAAAAAUUCAUAGUUAUUCUUCUUUCAAUAUUGUUUGCCAUUGAAGAUUGCUCCACAAAUGAAAUAACACGUAUUUUAGACAUCAUCAAGAUCAUCACUUUCGGGACUAAAAUAGAAUUGGCAAUUUGCGCAAAAACGAUUGAGAGAAAAAUGAAAUUGAUACACAAAUUAAACCAAAAAAGACUCGAAAAUUAUGGUUUACUUAAAACCCCAUUUCAUUUAAUAGCCGACUCGCAGACGUGUUGUGGAGAAACACAUUAUUCUUUGUACGCCAGGAUGUGCUCUGAUUAUACAACAACAUCCGAAAUAAAAAUAAAAAUCGGCAAUUAUUAUGGCGAAGGCGACGCCAAAUCAUGGGUAGAAUGGAUACUGCGCUCAUUGAACCACGUAAAACUAAGUGUUCAACAAUUGAGAGGCAUUUCGUUGGAUGGGACUACUUGCAAAGCAAAUAUGGUAUUUAUUUAA
Molecule: messenger RNA, 1539 nt
Organism: Entamoeba invadens IP1
Lineage: Eukaryota; Evosea; Mastigamoebida; Endamoebidae
Exons: 1
Coding region: 1-1539 (512 amino acids)
Source: RefSeq, a predicted model, not a curated record